Desarmillaria tabescens is the source of this 750-nucleotide messenger RNA. RefSeq lists its product as uncharacterized. The record is from RefSeq and is a predicted model, not a curated record. The coding region runs from base 1 to 750 and encodes 249 amino acids. The transcript has 5 exons. NCBI's taxonomy places the organism in Eukaryota, Fungi, Basidiomycota, Agaricomycetes, Agaricales, Physalacriaceae.
AUGGAUAAUGAAUACAAUGACCCAACACCUAGUGAAGGCUCUGCUAGCCACAACGACAUACAAAUGCAUUCUUCAAUCACUCUGCGCCUCAUAGCCAACGAGGUAGAGCAAAUGCAACAGAACGUGAUCUAUGCAGAGCACCAGCGGGCUGUUGCACUUGGGGAUCUUGAAUGCACUCAUAGAUGCCUCCUUGUAGUGCGGGAUGAUGCUUUGACCUGGCAAGCCCUCCAAUGCACUAUGUACCUCAGAGGUCAAGCAGAGAUCGAUGACCUCAAGGAGGAGAUCGAAGCACUACAACAGGAAAGUUUACUUCCCAGCGCUGUACGCAAGCAGAACUUGACGGCUCGAAGCAUUCAAAGAGUUGUAAGAGCACCUUCUUUGCUCUAUGUGUACCUUGCCAAUCACAGAUGCUUCCCUGAAUGGUUUCACACAUUGACCACCCGUUUCUUGGAAGGCGCUGAGCCUGAAGAGGGACAGACCAGUCCCAAAUUGACAUGCAUGAAUUGCAAUAAGAAAGUCCUCGCUGUUCCCAUUCACAACUACCUGGUUGAGAGCACUGCCAGCGGCUUGCCAGAUGCUCUCGAUGUCGACCACAGCAAUUGGUCGUCCCAAUGGCACCACUGGUGGCUGUUGGGUCCCAAGGUCAGAGGCGACAUGGUCACAUCUGACAACAGUUUGUCGAACACUUUCAAUGCUGAAAUGAACAGGGGGCCAGGACUGGAGGAGAGCUCAAUGGCAAUGGAAAUGUAA